Cyprinodon variegatus (sheepshead minnow) is the source of this 2867-nucleotide messenger RNA. RefSeq names its product protein phosphatase 1B-like (gene ppm1bb). Gene Ontology annotation, biological process: protein dephosphorylation; positive regulation of canonical Wnt signaling pathway; positive regulation of canonical NF-kappaB signal transduction. The record is from RefSeq and is a predicted model, not a curated record. Gene Ontology annotation, molecular function: manganese ion binding; magnesium ion binding; protein serine/threonine phosphatase activity. Gene Ontology annotation, cellular component: cytosol; nucleus. Bases 403 to 1830 code for a protein of 475 amino acids. The transcript is spliced from 6 exons. Lineage: Eukaryota; Metazoa; Chordata; Actinopteri; Cyprinodontiformes; Cyprinodontidae.
CUCUUGUUCAGCACCCAAAGUCGAAGGAUAGCUCUGGCCUUUCAAUGGAAGAAAGUGCUAGAUUUGUCAGUGUUGUAUAAUAUCAUAAUCAACUCUCAGGUUUCACAUUUUGUACGAUCGCGUUUUGUCUUCACCUGUUGUGAGGGACAAGAGCUGGCGUUCAACAUGCGUAAAAAUCAACGCUGUCCAAGCAGGGAACCGCCGAGAAACGAAUUACCGCCGCUCAACUGAGGCCAAUCUCGAUUUAUUUUUGUUAAAUAGGGAAACAUUAACUCAGCUAGUAGGCUAAUAUCACCUCAACGGCUAGCCUGUUUAAAUACACAUCGUCAUCUAAAAAGCGGAGCCGGAUAGUCGGAAUUUGAACUUCUUUCGCACAGCGGUUGGAGAAAAGUUUAGUCAGAGAUGGGUGCAUUCCUGGACAAGCCGAAAACGGAGAAACACAGCGCCCACGGGGAGGGAAAUGGGCUGCGCUACGGCCUGAGCUCCAUGCAGGGCUGGCGGGUGGAAAUGGAGGACGCCCAUACGGCGGUGGUGGGCCUCCCCCAUGGACUCACCGACUGGUCCUUCUUUGCUGUCUACGAUGGUCACGCCGGCUCUCGGGUCGCCAACUACUGCUCUGGGCAUCUUCUGGAGCACAUCUUGUCAGGAGGAGCAGAGUUCGGCUCGGGGGCGGGCUCUGUGGAGGGUGUGAAGGAUGGGAUUCGCUCGGGCUUUCUGAACAUUGACGAGUACAUGCGCAGUUUCUCCGACCUGCGGCAGGGCCUGGACCGCAGCGGGUCGACAGCCGUAUGCGUGUUGCUCAGCCCCACCCACCUCUACUUCAUUAACUGCGGCGACUCACGGGCUGUACUGUCUCGAGAUGGAAAGGUGGGCUUCUCCACUCAGGACCACAAGCCCUGCAACCCCCGUGAAAAGGAGCGCAUCCAGAAUGCCGGUGGAUCAGUGAUGAUCCAGAGGGUCAACGGCUCCCUGGCUGUGUCACGGGCUCUCGGGGACUACGACUACAAAUGUGUGGAUGGUAAGGGCCCCACAGAGCAGCUGGUGAGCCCAGAGCCCGAGGUUUGUGUGUUGGAGCGGGCCGCCGAAGGAGACGAGUUUGUGGUUUUGGCGUGUGAUGGAAUCUGGGAUGUCAUGUCCAAUGAAGAGCUGUGCGAUUUUGUACGAUCACGAUUAUUGGUUUGUGAAGAUCUGGAAAAGAUCUGUAACUCAGUGGUGGACACUUGUCUUCAUAAGGGGAGCAGAGACAACAUGAGCGUGGUGCUGGUGUGUUUGCCUGGAGCUCCCAAGAUCUCAGAGGAGGCCAUGAAAAAAGAGGAGGAAUUAGAUAAAUAUCUAGAAACGCGCGUUGAGGAGCUCCUGGGAAACUGUGGAGAGGAUGGAGUCCCUGACCUGGUGUCUGUCCUAAGAAAUAUUGCCUCAGAAAACAUCCCUAACCUCCCGCCUGGUGGAGGCCUGGCCAGCAAACGCAGUGUUAUAGAGGCGGUGUACAACAAACUGAACCCUUACAGAGAAGAGGAAGGGGGGGGAGGAGAGGAGGAGGAGGAGGAUGAUGAGGAGAAUGAGGAGGGAGGUGGCGGCACGGCAGCUCAUCUGAUGGAGGCUCUGCGGCAGUUCCGUCUGCACCACCGGGGGCAGUAUCGCACAGUGCUGGAGGAAUCUCUGGCAGCCUACCAUCUCAGAGGGGAGGGCGCUGUCGAGGGAGCCAGGAGGAGCUCUGAUGACAACGGAGAGGAGGAGACCGCCUCCCCUCCCUCACCCCCACCCUCACCCGCUGCCGUGGAAGUAGAGGGUAGCCAAGAUGCCCCAACAUCUGGUCUCUCCUCUGACUGAGCUCGCAGCCUAUCAUCCACCCUCCUCCAGAGAUGACCUCACUCCUCUAUCCCCAGUCACAGAACUUGACUAGGCAGAUCGGCCAAUAUUUAGUGAUUUUCUUAAAAUUAAGAAUAUCUGUCAAUCAUACUGAGAUAAAACCAGCCUUUCUGUGUAUUCAAAUUCUGUCUCUACCACUCUACCGUUUGAAGAAUACUCUUUAUUUCCUUAUUUUUUGUUUACCCAACUUAGCUUGGAUGUUCUUUGAGAACAUAAAACCACUGUUUCCAGUAGAAACCAGUCAGCAUGUAUGUUGAUUCUUGCAGACAUGGUUGCUGAAACCAAAAUGAAACAUCCUUGUACCUUUUUUGGGCUUCCUCUCUCUCCCAUUCCUUCCUCUCCUUCUCCUCCUCCCACCCUCUAGCCUCACCCCUCAUCCGCCUAUAUGGGAGAAACUGGAGUACAGCUGUGCAGUACGCUUUGCCGUCUCAUGCCCUUUUACCCCAUGUUUUGACCUGGAGUCUCUUUGUACAGCAGGACAAGAAACUCUUGUAGGAACAAUAAAUGAGCGAAGAUAGUUGAGAGCGUUGGGGAAAAAGAUCUUAGAUGGAAAAAGACAAAAAUAUUUUCUCACACCUGCUUUUAUUGCCAGCAGUCAGUUGCUUAGUCCCUCAGGUGGCCUCAUUAACCCCCAAAUCACAGCUCAAUAAAGCUAGAGCACCUGUUCAAAAUACAUGGAGGAGGAAUUAAAACACCUGAGUGUCAAAAACAACACAAAAAGGUUUACAUGAUUUAAAACUAAUAAAAUGUGUUCUGUUUUAGUGAAACAUUUGACACCCUCCAUGUUUACUAGCCUCCCUGUUAAAGGCCAGUUAGAAGCAUAAAGAAAACCUUCAUACAAUUCCAGAGCAUUUAUUCAAAGUAACAAAAUUGCUAAUAAAAGAUUAAUACUUUUAAAGGAAGUUAAUAUUUUUGGGAACCCACUGAUGACAACAUUGCAGCACUUAGUUCUUGGUUGUCUUUAUGUUCUCCACAUAACAAAUCCCUCUGCAGGUUUU